Molecule: messenger RNA, 2199 nt
Organism: Cynara cardunculus var. scolymus (artichoke)
Lineage: Eukaryota; Viridiplantae; Streptophyta; Magnoliopsida; Asterales; Asteraceae
Product: protein NRT1/ PTR FAMILY 4.6-like
Exons: 5
Coding region: 305-2035 (576 amino acids)
Biological process (GO): transmembrane transport
Cellular component (GO): membrane
Molecular function (GO): transmembrane transporter activity
Source: RefSeq, a predicted model, not a curated record
GAAACCCUAGGUACUUCUCCCCUGGAGUACUUGUGUACUUUGAUUGCCUACAGAAGCCACAAAUGUCCAUUUGAAGUACCAACUACUAUCUUUGCCAGUCUUCUCAAGUGAAAGUCAUUAUUUCCCAUUGAAAUCUUGCCUUCCCCUCAAAGGAAGAGAGAGAAAGUGUGUGUGUGUGUGUGUAUGUGUGUCUGUCUAAGCCAAUCUUUACCAUCAAAAACUACACACUUUCUCUUCGUCUCUCUCCCUCCCAAUUGAACCUUUAUCACUCUCAACUUUUAUCUUGUAAAAGAUUCAACAGAAAAUGGAAGUGGAGCAAGAUAUGGAUACAUGGGAAGGGUAUGUGGAUUGGAAGAACAAACCUGCUCAAAAGGGUCGUCAUGGUGGCAUGCUUGCUGCCUUCUUUGUCUUAGUUGUGGAGGUGAUGGAGAACUUGGCAUAUCUGGCAAAUGCAAGCAAUCUGGUGUUGUACUUGAAAGACCACAUGCACUUUUCCCCUUCAAAAGCAGCAAAUAAUGUCACAGAUUUCAUGGGAACUGCUUUCCUUCUUGCUCUUCUUGGUGGCUUCUUAUCUGAUGCUUUCUUCACCACUUACCAUAUCUACCUCAUAAGUGCACUCAUUGAGUUUCUGGGACUUGUGAUAUUAACCAUACAAGCUCGUUCCUCGUGGCUAAAACCACCCAAGUGCACCUCAUCGGACCCGUCGGUUCCAUGCGAAGAGGUCCACGGUGGUCAAGCCGCGAUGUUGUUUUUGGGGCUCUAUCUGGUGGCGCUAGGUGUCGGAGGUAUUAAAGGAUCGUUACCGACACAUGGCGCUGAACAGUUCGACGAAAACGACGUGAAAGGAAGGAAACAGAGAUCGACGUUUUUUAAUUACUUCGUGUUUUGCCUUGCCAUCGGUGCUUUGAUCGCAGUUACUUUUGUUGUUUGGAUUGAAGACAAUAAAGGAUGGGAAUGGGGAUUCGGUAUCUCAAUGUUGACGAUCUUUUUGUCGAUCCCUGUCUUCUUGGCUGGUUCGGGUUUUUAUCGUAACAAAGUUCCUCGCGGAAGUCCUCUAACGACUAUUUUUAAGGUUCUAGUUGCAUCAAUGUUAAACACUUGUAUAGCGAGGAGCCCGAGCAAUGCCAUAGCGAGUAUGUCUCCGCCGAUCUCCGCUAACCCCGAAGAACGAACGAUAACUCCGGCGAAGCAAAACGAAGAACCCGAAACCCCGUCUUCGAGCCUCAAGUUUCUGAACCGAGCUGCGAUGAAUAAACCCGCCUGCAAUUUCCUCCAAUGCUCGGUCCACCAAGUCGAAGAGGUCAAAAUCGUGCUGAAAGUUCUCCCGAUCUUCGGCUGCACCAUCAUGCUCAACUGCUGCCUAGCCCAGCUCUCCACCUUCUCCGUCCAACAAGCCUCCACCAUGAACACGAAGAUCGGAAACUUAAAAGUUCCACCGGCGUCCCUACCGAUUUUCCCGGUGGUAUUCAUAAUCUUACUCGCACCGAUCUACGAUCACAUCAUAGUCCCAUUUGCUCGGAAAACCACCAAAUCUGAAAUGGGGAUUUCACACUUGCAACGAAUCGGGAUCGGACUCCUCCUCUCGAUUGUAGCCAUGGCUAUCGCAGCUCUAGUCGAGAUCAAACGCAAACGGAUCGCCACAAAAACAGGUCUCGAUACACAUGAACCGUUACCAAUAACUUUCUUGUGGAUCGCUUUCCAGUACUUGUUCCUCGGAUCGGCAGAUUUGUUCACGUUGGCCGGAUUACUCGAGUUUUUCUUCACCGAAGCACCGGCAACUAUGCGAUCUUUGGCCACUUCAUUAUCGUUCGCCUCUUUGGCGAUGGGGUACUAUUUGAGCACCGUGAUAGUGUCGGUCGUGAACAGCGCCACCGGGAGCUCCGACCACCGGGGAUGGCUGUCCGGCGGCAACUUCAACCAUUACGAUUUGGAGAAAUUUUACUGGCUGAUGUGCGCAUUGAGUGCCCUCAAUUUCCUUCACUAUUUGUUUUGGGCUCAUCGGUACAAGUACAGAUCUACAGGGGUUGAAAAUUGAAAUAUGGAAAAGUUGAAGGUGUAUAGAAGAAACUUAGCCGAGCUAGGUUCGUACACAUGACAUACAUUCUCAGCUUAGCUUCUGUAUAUAACAGGGGGGACGAGAGGGGUUUUCUUGUAGUCGUAAUUUAUAAAAUUUCAUUUUACACCCUUCAUCUUUUCAAA